This is a messenger RNA of Cryptotermes secundus, 7234 nucleotides long. RefSeq names its product poly(A) RNA polymerase gld-2 homolog A. The transcript has 12 exons. Gene Ontology annotation, cellular component: cytosol. The record is from RefSeq and is a predicted model, not a curated record. Bases 1163 to 3172 code for a protein of 669 amino acids. Gene Ontology annotation, molecular function: poly(A) RNA polymerase activity. NCBI's taxonomy places the organism in Eukaryota, Metazoa, Arthropoda, Insecta, Blattodea, Kalotermitidae.
AUGGGGAAACCCACCCCCUCUAAUAAUAAUAAUAAUAAUAAUACGUUCCUCCAAGGCAGGCUUCUUCCGGUUCCGGACUACGCGCCGUUACAACCCAGAAGACCACACUCUUCAAGCUCUUGAACUUGAACAUGUCAGUUUCCUGUUUGCUUCUCGAUUGAAUAUCUUACGAAUCGUCAAAUAAAUCAACCAUACCAAGAGGUAUGAUUUGAAAAUGUUUGUCUUAACUCUACAUUAUCACAAAACAACUGUGAAAUCAGCUUAUUGAUACUACAGUGAUGGUAUACGAGCUUUAAGUUACGUAGUUUCUUCUUCUUCGUCGUCGUCGCUUUUUGCGAGAAUCUUGAAUGUCAAAUACAUGAUGUGAAUCAAACGCUCACAAAUCGGUUCACAGGUACUGUUGUCGGAUUCUGUUUGUCCAAUUUUUUUAAUGGGAUCAAUGGUUGAAGGUGACGAAAGGUACAUCAAUAUUCUACUUAGCCCCGCCGGCCCCGACUGGCCCCGACAGCCCACAUCAAGGUUUAUAGUCAGGCUGAUACAACUUGGAGUCAUUUCACACGUGCACACCCAACCACACCCAACUGCCCAGCUUAAGUAGCUAACCACAGUUACGACCGGUUACGAUACUUACAGAUCACAGCCCCUGGGCCGUUUUUUACACAACGUUCACUACUUCACUAGUUCACUAGAUCCCGUACAUUUGCCUCCAAAAUCCCGGUACCUAUCACGGAUCUUUACCUACAUACCUUACUCACCCCUGCUCUACGUCAAACUACAUGGCGCCACAUCCAAUAAAACUGUAAGCUUAAUCUCUGCCUCUGCUAACUUAGCGAAGUAUCCGAGAGGUCCGAGAGCAACUGAAUCUCGCUGUGAUCAUUUCAUUUGUCUUCUGGUCACUUAAACAGCUGAACAUGGCGUCAGUUAGGAACAAGAACGAGUAAGAGUACAUAAAGUGAUUCAUCAUACAAAGGAUCAAGAUCCAGCAUUAUAUAUACUGAGGCAAGAAACUUGUAGCAGUUGUAAUACAGAGAAAGGAAGCUACUCCUGGAGAACACUUAUGCCAAAGACAGGGUAGUGUCUUACUCUGUUUAUGUGUUCUCUUCAUACUUUCUGCACUUAGCCCACAUUGUGUUCAGUUGAGAACAGACCUGAUUGAAAGGCAAUGUAUCAUGCAAUGUUCUCACCUCCUAUGGUAGUGCAUUUUGUUGGACGACAACAGCAGCAGCAACACCGCCAUCACAACAGCUACUUAGACACAAAUAAUAAUAAUAAUAAUCAGCAGAACCGUGUUGUACCAAGUAACUGCUACAGUCGAAGUUCCUUUGAGCACACGUACCCUGUGGAGUUAUUACAAUUAAUGGGCCUGGAUAUGCCUCCAAUUCGCAACCGUGGUUAUAACAAUCAUCCUCCUGGGGGAAGAGGAGAGGGAGAUUGGAGGGAUCGUGGAAAUCUUCAUGGUUCUGGCCCUCCUUUGAUGCCACCUCCUGUUCGCCUGGGUUUCCGCCCUCUGAUACACAACUCAACAAUGAAAAGGAAUUACUGGAACAAAAACAGUGGGAGACUUCCAAGAUGUAACCAACGGGAUCCAGUGGGUUCCAAGCCAGAUCUGUCUUAUAACUCAAGUUCUGACUCAGGGUUUUCAUCCCGAUCACCUACUCCCAGUAAGCAGCAGUUACAGCAGUCAGCACUUUCUGACACAAGCUCACUGCAGCACACUGAUGACAAUGAGGCUAGCACUAGCUCAUCAGAUAUUAAAGGAGUCAAACGCUUGCAUGAUGUUUAUGGCACACCAGCCCUGAACAGUUCAAUAAGAAGUGGUCGUCACCAGCCUCAACAACAGCAACAGUAUUUCCAUCAGCAUUCAGCACCUGCACAUUCAAUACACACAGUGCCCAGUCUUCAGUUCUAUCAACAGCAACAAACUUUGCAGCCUGGAUUAAUUCAGAGUGAGAAUCCUUAUCAAAGUAAACGGCGUUACCAUUCUGGCAGACAUUCUCCACCACUACCCCUACAUCCUCAUCACCAUCGGCCUUCACGCGGAGGACGCCGCCUGAAUGGAUUUCUGCUGCCCCUCUCCAGUGGACCUGCACCAGUUCUUAUUGCUCCUGACCGAUUUUUGUCACGUUCACAUCUUGUACAAGUUUCUCAUGCACCACCACAGCUUGUCUCUGGCUGUGAAUGGGAUAAGCUAUCAGAAGGUAUAUGGAACAAAUUCAUGAUACAUCAGCAAACAGAAACUACGUAUAGGAAGAAGAUACUGCUCUGGAAAUGCCUGUCAAAUUCCAUUCAGUCAUCAUUCCCGCGCUAUGAACUGUGCCUUGUAGGCUCCACCAUGAAUGGAUUUGGAAGUGAUAGGAGCGAUGUGGAUAUGUGCCUUCUUGUACGUCAUACUGAAGUGGAUCAGCGCAAUGAAGCUGUUAUUCAUCUGGGAUAUGUGCUGAAGCAUUUGCGGCGCUGUGAACAGUUAGCACGGCCAGAAUUAAUCCAAGCUAAAGUGCCUAUCCUGAAGUUCCGUGACACAAGCUUCUCUCUGGAAGUAGACCUGAACUGCAACAAUUCUGUGGGAAUACGCAACACACAUCUGCUCCACUGCUACUCACAAAUGGACUGGAGAGUGCGUCCUCUUGUACUCAUUGUCAAGCUGUGGGCCCACAAACAUGAUAUCAACAAUGCCAAAAAUAUGACAAUAUCGAGUUAUUCAUUGGUGCUUAUGGUCAUUCAUUUCUUACAGUGUGGUGUUGCACCUCCAGUACUUCCAUGCCUCCAUGAAAUGUAUCAAGGUAAAUUCACCCCACAUUCAGAUGUCCUGAUGAUAGACAUGCAUGAAGACUUGCAACCAUUCAACUCAGACAAUACACAGGCACUGGGCGAGCUUCUCCAUGACUUUCUGCGCUAUUAUGUAGAAUUUGACUUCAGCCAGUAUGCCAUUUCUGUGCGGUUGGCAUCCCUUGUACCAAUAGAAGAAUGUCGUAGAGCUCGUACAUACAAAAAUGACCCCCAUCAAUGGAAAUACCUUUGCAUUGAAGAGCCCUUUGACCUCACGAAUACAGCUCGAUCAGUGUAUGAUCGAGAUGUGUUUCAAAGGGUAAAGGCAGUGUUCCAAACUUCAUACAACAGCCUGAAGAAAACUCGCAAUAUUGAAAGUAUAUUCCACUUAGACAAGAAGGUUUAGGAUGCAUCCAGUUAUCUUUGCCUUUGUCUGAAGAGGAAAAGAAAAGUAGUUACCACAAAGAUGAUUCCACAAAUUUCAUGGCAGAUUUUUUUCUGCGGUGCUUGAGCAAGGUUGUGAAUGUGUGUAAUGCAUUCCUUGCAGUUUUUUAAGCCUUGUGAUUGGAUGGUGUUUGGUAUGGCACCAUAAAAAAUGUAUAGAAAUCUGCCUGUGAUGGUCUGUGGUGAAACAAGAUGAACAUGUUUGGGGAGUAGCAAAGCAUGAACUAGUCAAACUUGAGAAUAAUACUUGACUGUGAUUAUGGUUGCAGCUUUAAAACUAGAAGAGAAAUAAUUUGAAUAUUUUGUUCAUUUAUAUAAUAAGGUAAUGUUCCCCUUCCUCAAGACUGAGUAACAUUGAUAGAAGACAAGAAAAAUUAUUGAAAGAAAGUUUUCUGACUAAAGAAUAUACUAAAAUUGGUUAUUGCUUCGUGUCUUUGCUGGGAAGUUAAGCAUUUUAAUUUUUAACAAAAUAAAGCUAUUCUUUGUUUUUAAAAUGUUUUGCAUAACACUUUUCCUUAGAGAUGCAUAAAAUCUAAAAUAAACCUAAAAAAGUAAAAAGAACUUAAAAUCUGGUGAUCUAGAAUGUUUGAGGACACCACAAAAAAAAUACAGUUUGUAAACAUGACAUGGGAUAGCCAUUGACAGCUGGAAAAAUAACAGUCAUGAAAAUAUGUAACAGAAAAAUGUUUGGAUACUUUUUUAACUUUGGCAGAGCUAGAAUGUUAUUGUCCAAAAAUUCUCUACAUAUGAAACUUAUUGAGCAUUAUGUGUGAAGGAGCCUGUAACUUUAUUUGGUAGUUACUGGAUAAUGAUGGAGUUGAAAAUAGUUAUAAAUGAUUUUAAAUUGUCAUUAGCAUUAGGAUUAUUUUAAAUAUCUGAGAAGAAACAAAAUCAGUUACUUGUGUUCUACGCUCAGAGAAAAUUAUUCAAACAAAUGUGAUGUUUAUUUCUACAUGUUGGUAAAAAAUUGAGAAUUCUUGUUAGUGGAGAUGUAAGUGUAAAUUUGUUGUAAUGACAUACAUGUCACCUCACAAUGGCAUAUCCAUUUUUGUCAUUAGUAAGUAAUGCAGCAAAACUAUCAGUAAUCAUGAUCAUUGUAUGUAAAUUGGUAUAGAAUGAAGUUUAUCUACUGUAGCUGCAUUGCUUUGCAUAUUCUUUCUGUUAGAGAUUUUAAUCUGUAUUUGUUCUGUGCAUUCCUUGUAGUAAUUAUCAAAGUAAAUAUUAUUUAAUAGUAUCAAACCAUGUUAAAAUGGCUUGCCAUUUGACCAAAGUACAAUAGUUGAGAUAUGCUGUAAAGAUUUGCACAGGGUGUAGAAAUUUUCUAGGUAACCUUAAUGGCAAUAAAAAGGAUCAGUUUGUAAAGGAUUUUCUUUAUAUAGACAAGCUAAGCAGUAUUUCAGUGAGUGAAGCCAGGUGCAAAAAUAUUAAUCAAGAUGAUGCACUCUUAUUAUAUUUCAUAAAAUUGGCAAUUCUCCAUGGAUGGAUAUAUAUUUACAUACUUACAUUCAUGCAUUUUAGGACUGUUAUAACACAGUUUUGCAUGGAUAUGUUGGAGCAACAGUAACAUCUUUCAUGACCCUGAGAUUAUGUUAUGUAGUGAAUUUUGUGGUUUAGGGUAUCUGAUUUGGUAAUUAAUUUAGAGCAACGAUUGAAUCUUUUGACAGUUGUCCAAAUAACUAUGAAAGUCUAAUUAAAACUGUGAGGAUGUGUUUAGCUUGUAUAGUUACAAUGUUAACUGAUUAGUUUUGUAGUGUACUUAAAAUAGUUGUUUAAUGUGGUAUCAAUAAAGAGACAGAUAUGAACUACAUGAUAUAUGAUGAAGAAAUUGGCAAUUUUGCUCAGUUUAUAUCCUGUUGGCUAUCUCAAAAUGUUUCCAUUCUUGGAACUGAAAUACUGUAAUUCCAUGACUAUGCUACCAAGUAUGCACUCAGGUUAUCAGUUGUAAAGAGAAUCCUGUUAAAGUAGAAACAUAAUUAGUUUUGAUAAACCCAUGAUAUGAAAUGUUCCAAGUGUCUUACAUAAUCUGUAUAUAUAAGUGCCAAAAAUAUGUUUCCCACUGCAGCUUUUCUGAAUUGAUGAAUUAAAAAUUUCUAAAGAUAUUAUUGGUAUGUGUUUUGCCAUGAGAUGUGAUUGAAGCAUGGCAAGUUCAUACUACUAGUUUAAUGUUUCGAGAAGAGUUUUCUCUGUCACUGGACAUAGUAAUAUUGGGUGGUGUAAGUAUUUUGCAUGGUUGCCCUUCUGGUCUAAGCAUUCCCAAUAUGUGCUAAUCAUGCACCCUUAUCAUAUGUAUUCUCAUUACAUUGUAGAAAUUUAUGGCAAUGUCUGCUAUACAGUUAUUAAAAUUUGCUGUUAUGAUUUUUCUUUCUUUCUCUUUCAUUUUAUGUCCAUGUUCUUUAUUUUUUUGUUGUUUUUUUGAAUAAAGUAUUGUUCACCAAUAUCCUAAACACUGCAUUUAAUUGAACUCUAGUGUAUGUGUACUUUUGUAAACACCAAGUACAGAAACUAAUAGGAGUAGCAGCAAUAGAUAUGUAUAGAUCUCUCAUGUCAGUAUUUUAAGGUCAACCAUGCAGUUUUUACAAGAGAGUGAGAUUUGUCUACUGGUUUAUGGGUAAUUAUGAAAUAAACCUAUCAGCAGUCCAUGGCUAUAUGAGAGAGAAAUAUUUAACAUUAUAUUGAAUCCCUUAGACAAGUAUAUACUAAUUACACAGUUUAUUUAUUUUUAUUUAUUUUCUUCUUUGUGAGCAGUAUUUGUUAAAAAAUUUGUUGUUCUUGUAUUGCUGAAGAAGCUGUUAAUGGACUGUACUGAUUAAGAAAUUUAACAAAAGAAUUGGAAUAAAGAUCAUAAUGGAAGAUGGCUUCUCAUAUCAUCUUCAGAGUUCAAGUGUACAUGUUAAUCAAACUAUGCCAUAGUUCAACAUAAUGAUCAAUGUACAGUGCACUGCCAAAAUUCUGUGUCUUGUAUGUCCCAUAUUUAUGGGAUCACCAAACUAAAAUCGUUUCAUUAAGCAAUGAUCUUUGUAACCUUUAUGUGUAUACAUGGUUAAUUAAUUACAUUACCUUCUAAUGCAGCAUACAAAUUUUAUAAAUAAUUUUCUGUUUUAAUGAUUCAGGGGAGGACACUCUUAUCACAAGUGAAAAGCUAACUUCUAAUACAUGCAUUUUAUACCAACAUAUCACCAUGUGUUGAGAGCAAGGUAACUAUCUUUCUGAUGAAUAUGGCCCUUUUAUAUAAUCUGAUAUAUUCUACUUAAUAGAUUAUGUCUAUGGGUCAUAUAAAACUGUAAUAUCAUGCAUGACUAUUCCAGUAGUGUGUGUUCCAGGAUACUAUUGUGCCUUGGCAGCACAGCUGAGAGUGUAUUGACUUUCCCAGGCUUAGCAAGAGCCAUUACCAUUUAUGUAACAGGAGUGGGUAAGAAUCAGGGAAGCCUAUUGUCAUAACUGUUUUAUAUACAUAUGAUUGUCUUCACAUUGUAUGACUGAUGGAAAAGAAAACGUUCUUCAAAGCAUUCACUAAAAUAUCUGACUUCUGUGACAGUAUUUUCUGCUGUAACCAGUGUAAAGAGAUGCAGGUUUUUUAAUCUUAUAAACAGGAAUUAUAGUGAAACCUUGCUAAUCUGAACUAUAUGAAGAAAAGCUAAUCAUGAUUAGCAAUAAUCUAGAUCUGCAAAGUGAUAAUAAAAAAUGCUAAUAACUUUAAUGUACUCUUAAAACUAACUUCAUGGAGCUGAGUCCUUGAGAAGUUGCCAGUUGUGCAGCUACUCAAGAACUUUCCAACAUUUUAUGGAAGCUGAAGGUGCAUAACCAUGUUCACAAGAGCCCUCCAGUGUUCCCUGUCCUCAGCCAAAUCAGUUCAGCCCAUACCACUCAUCCUAUCUCUUUAAGACCAUUUUAAUAUUAUUCGCCCACCUACAUCAUGGUCCUCCUAGUUGCCUCUUUGCUCCCAUUCAUCCUACAUGCUGUGCCCAUCUCAUCCUCCUUGACUUGAUUAUUCUAAUUAUACUUGGCAAAGAGUGCAAAUUAUGAA